AGAUUAGAGCGCGGUUUCGCGGACGAGAUUUCCUGCGGGGCGCGUCCCAUGGCGCGAACGCGUGCAAUUCAAAUCAGCGUCAUUUCAAAAGCGGAACAGGAGAUGGACGCGGAGGUUUGCCUCCCUUCUGGAAAACGUGUGUCGACAUUAAGAGUGAAAGAUUUGCAAAAAGAACUCCACAGGCGUCGGCUUUCUAUUGCUGGUAAAAAAGCAGACCUUCUCGCGAGACUUACUGAGUACAUUGUCGACUUUGAAAGCGCAUCAAAUAGCACCGUAGAUCCUGUGACUGUGAGUCCAGUCACAAGAGAAGAGCAGCUUCCAUGUGAGGUUUUUACAAAAUUGGAAAGAGUUACGAAGGAAAAGCUUAUCAAGAAAAAAGAGACUUCCACGAAACGUAGAAGUCAUACAAGAUUGAACGAAACUUUCGAAUACAUCGAAAGUGACGACGAAGAUACAACUCAAGUUAACUCUGCAGUCACACCCGAAACUAAAUGUGUUGCUCCCCUUGUCGAUGCAAGUCAUCGAAAAAGUAGCCGACAAUCAAAGGGUAGACGUUCAAAUGACGACAUAGAAAUGAAAGAAACACUAGUGGAUUCCACAAAUCUUCGUGAAGCAGUCCGUGCGCAAACACCUAUUAGUUCUAAGAAAUCACGACAGCCCAAAACUGGUGAUCAUAACGACUUCCUUACCGAUGAUGAGACCGAUCAUAAGAUAAAAAACAAAGCUAACUUGUCCGGUUCUCUUUCCGAUGAUCAAACUCAAGAAAAUCAUCCCAAGUCUGUGAAACACCAAGGUAGUGCCGAAGUAAAAGAAGUCUCUCCGAUGGAUGAUGCCGAAGAAAUUAUUACAGUAAUCGAGAAACGCGCAGAAAUCAGCACUCCAAAUUCCGCAAGUUCGCGGAGACUGCAGUUUUCAGCUACAAAAAGGACCCCGAAUAAAGUGAUACAUAGUGGGUUGCAAACGCCAAGUCCAGCAUCAGGCGGCAGAUCGCGUGGUGGCUUCGCCGCCCCAACAGUUGCUUCAGUAGCAAAAAGUGCUUCUAAAAAGGAACUGCUGGUUUCGGUAAAAUCGGACGCUUCGAAAAGCACCGUCGCAUUAAGUGCUGCAAAGACGCCUCAACCCAGCGUAUCGUCUGCUUCACGCUCAAUCAAAAAGCAAGAGAGGGGCAAUGUGACAGCAAAAUUUGCUCGUCAACAUGCUCGCCUUUUUGAACAUAUGGAAUCCAUAGAUGAUCAACACGAGAGACUUGCUAAAGAACACGAAAACAAUAUGAAAGCUGUGCCAAGGGUUGCUCAGCGUUUGGCCACUCCCAAAGCAUCGCGAAUCCCUUUACGCGAAGCUAACUCCGCCAAAUCUGAGAAGAAAACUGGGUAUGUGUUCGACGCUUCGAAAGCGAAAACCUCGGUGACUGAAAAUUCUUUCCGAUUCGGAAAAGUUGAAGAUUUCCGUCCAACUCAGAGCAAGAUCACCACAGCAGAUACGGUUGUCACAUCUUUUUCUUUGAAGAAGUCCAAACCUCGUGAUGAGAGAGACGUGAAAUCGAGAACAAAAACGUCGAGUAAAUCGAGAAGACCAAUUAUUGGACUGACGGUCCCAUUGAACAAACCUACUUUGAACCUUCUGGCUACUCCAAAAGGGAUGGCUCCGCCUCGUGCUCGCGAAAAGGUAACAUACACACCCCGACGAGGAGCACUUGGAGCUUUCGUAGACACCACAAAGUUGUCCGAUCGUGAAUAUGAACUUGCUGUUGCUAAUGGGCUGAUAAAGAACAGAAGCAGAGCAUCUGCGCCUGCAGACACUCGGAAGUCUCGCAGAGAAGAGAUUUUGGACCUAAAAAGAAAGCUUAAAAUUUGACUAUUUUUCCCCGCGUAUAUUGUAUAUACAUAUGCUUAGUUCCGCUUCCCAUUACUUACAAACGCCCAAUCCUAUACAUGUGCUACUUAUCCUGACAAAGCAUGAUUUUGUAAUGAAUUUUGGAAAUCAUCUGGCAUGAAUGUAGCGCUUUUAUACUAAUAUCAUGACUAUGAAAUAGUGUAGAUUAUGAAAUAUACUGGAAUGAAUGUCUGAGAUGUGCAAUUGUCAUUGUUGGGCUA
Cylicocyclus nassatus is the source of this 2093-nucleotide messenger RNA. NCBI's taxonomy places the organism in Eukaryota, Metazoa, Nematoda, Chromadorea, Rhabditida, Strongylidae. The record is from the annotation of a GenBank genome assembly.